Molecule: messenger RNA, 2034 nt
Organism: Gadus chalcogrammus (walleye pollock)
Lineage: Eukaryota; Metazoa; Chordata; Actinopteri; Gadiformes; Gadidae
Gene: slc10a7
Product: solute carrier family 10 member 7
Exons: 13
Coding region: 358-1371 (337 amino acids)
Cellular component (GO): plasma membrane
Source: RefSeq, a predicted model, not a curated record
ACGUGGCCCACGGCCUACAAUACAAUUACUUAGAGGGAUCCUACUAACUGACGGCUUCCCUGCCGAGACAUGGGGCUACAAACCGUCUUUAUCCACAUAAACAACACUGUCCUACAGUGUACAACCCAAGCCAAAAUAUGUGCAUGAGAAAAUAUGUGCCGCUGAAGGCGCCUUUCUGGACCGUGGACACAUUGAACCAGUGUAGGUGAAACGGAAGAGCGGGGCGUGCUUUAGAGAACAGGCUCCCUCUUGUAUUUAUGUCUCCGUGUUAUUCCCAAGUUCCGCCGGUCUACCCGGAGUUGUUCAACUCGUGUGCGGACAGGGAAAGCGGGGAAAAGGGGACGGCUGGUUGGGAACAUGGGCCUCCUGGCCAGGAUACGGAAGGAAUGGUUCAUUAUCGGGAUAGUAGUGGUUAUCUUAUCGGCUAAGCUACAGCCCAGCUUCGGUGUCAAAGGAGGUCCGUUGAGACCAGAAUACACAGUGUCCUAUGUGGCCGUUUCUGUCAUCUUCUUCAACAGCGGGCUUUCGCUAAAAUCAGAGGAAUUGACCAGUGCAGUGUUACAUUUUCGGCUUCAUCUAUUGGUCCAGAGCUUCACCUUGAUCUUCUUCCCAUUGGCUGUUUGGCUGCUCCUUAAACUGCUGGCGCUUACGGCUAUUAACCCAUGGCUGCUCAAGGGGUUACAGACCGUGGGCUGCAUGCCCCCUCCAGUCUCCUCUGCUGUAAUUCUGACCAAAGCAGUCGGUGGCAACGAGGCGGCUGCCAUCUUUAAUUCUGCAUUUGGAAGUUUCCUGGGCAUCGUAGUGACUCCUGUCCUGCUGCUACUGUUUCUUGGCUCGUCCUCCUCAGUUCCCUUCUCCUCCAUCUUCUCUCAGCUCUUCAUGACCGUGGUCGUUCCUCUUCUCCUGGGACAGUUGUGCCGGAGGUUUCUGCGGGAGAGUCUGGAGCGCCGUAAGCUUCCCUUCGGGACGGUGAGCAGCUUCAUCCUCCUCCUCAUCAUCUACACCACCUUCUGCGACACCUUCAGCAGCCCCGACGUAGAGCUGGAGCCCACCAGUCUGCUGGUGGUGGUCCUAACAAUCUUCUCCAUCCAGUUGAGCUUCAUGCUGAUCCUUUUUCUUUUCACCAGAAGGUCGGGGUCAGGGUUCACCCCAGCUGAUACAGUAGCCAUCCUGUUCUGUUCUACACACAAAUCACUGACCCUGGGUAUCCCCAUGCUGAAGAUAGUGUUCUCAGGCUACCAGCAGCUGUCUGUGAUGUCGGUUCCGCUGCUCAUCUACCACCCGGCGCAGAUCCUACUGGGCUCCCUGCUGGUGCCCUCCUUCAAGGCCUGGAUGACCAGCCGCCAGAAGUCCCGUGUGUUGUUGCAGUAGCAGCGUCCCUGUCCACCGCGGUGAAGCUGACCAGCCUCACACCCAUCUAAUUGGACCAAAGGUGUUUCCAUGGCGAUUGUGUGUGUGUGUGUGUGUGUGUGUGUGUGUGUGUGUGUGUGUGUGUGUGUGUGUGUGUGUGUGUGUGUGUGUGUGUGUGUGUGUGUGUGUGUGUGUGUGUGGUUUGAAGGAAUAGUGUUUAUCAGUGCCUUAGCACCUUCGGCAAAUCGAGGGAGCCUGGGCUUCGUUUGCACGAAAACUUCCAAAUGCGAGUGUUCACUUUUAUACAGAUGGUAGAAUAUGGUAGAUCAUUUGUGUUUUAAUAUAAAGGUUAGAAUAAGACAGUGUGUAUUUUUGUAUUGAGGUUUGCCUGGUUUGAGCCAGUUAUUAACUGUAAAGUGGGGCCAAUCUCAAGGAUUUACAAUGUUUCCUAUUUUUCUAUUUUGUACUUUUUCCAACGUGAAUCGCAGGACUGUGCAGCUCUCGAUCUUUAUUUAAAUACACAAAGAAUGUUUGGUUUUUUUCAAAGAUAAAAAUAUAUUUUGUGAAUAAUUGUUUUAUUGGACUUUGAAAGUAACGUAACGACAGUUGUUCAGAAUGUUUAUCUCUUGAUUUUGUCUACCACACUAUAAUAAAAUAAUACUUUAUUUACUGUAGAUUCUUUUC